This is a messenger RNA of Anopheles darlingi, 1426 nucleotides long. RefSeq names its product serine/threonine-protein phosphatase Pgam5, mitochondrial (gene Pgam5). Gene Ontology annotation, cellular component: mitochondrion. Gene Ontology annotation, biological process: positive regulation of mitochondrial fission. The transcript is spliced from 3 exons. The record is from RefSeq and is a predicted model, not a curated record. Lineage: Eukaryota; Metazoa; Arthropoda; Insecta; Diptera; Culicidae. The coding region runs from base 330 to 1187 and encodes 285 amino acids.
CUAGAACCACGCGCGGAAUUGUUCGCAAAACAGCCGAAAUGAAGAAAAUUCAGCCGAUUUCCAAAGAGGAGGCGACUACGAGCAACGGCGGCCAACAGAACGGGCAGGGCGAGCCACCAAAAAAAGCCAGGGCAGGAGGAAAAGUUUUUAAUUUCCUCAACCCGGCCACGUAAACAUAUCGAAGCGUAAACGUUUUGGCAUUAAUGUGUAAAUUUACGCGUAAAUUUACGCUCCGUCUGGCACCACCUAAAAAGAGAAGAGAGAAAAUAACUGAAAAACUAAAGUAUUAAUAUAAGAAAAACUUGUGGACUGAAAAACCUGUGGCAAUUAUGGGCGCGUGGAGUAGAUUUAUGAGUAAAAAGUUUGUUACCGCCACGGCUAUCGGCAUCGGUGGAGUCGCCGGCUAUUGGUUUUCCACGAAUCCUUCGGAACGGCACACCGUUUUCAACUCGUUCACCACCAACUACGAGCCGUCCGCAUGUGCUCGCUGGGACUUCAACUGGGAUCACCGGGAACCGUCGAGCCUCGUGAAGCCGCUGAAGGAGAGUAACAAUCCGGAUGCUGACAAAGACUACAAAAACGCGAUGGAAAAGAAGAAAGGACGUGCGACCCGGCAUUUGAUUUUGGUGCGGCAUGGCCAGUACAAUCUGGAGGGCGAAACCGAUGCGGAAUGCAUACUGACCGAGCUCGGUCGCAAGCAGGCAUCCGCGACCGGAGAGAGGUUGAAGAGCCUCGCGUUGCCCUACGACGUCAUCGUACGCUCGACGAUGGCUCGUGCGCAAGAGACGGGCAAAAUUGUUGGACGUUCGUUGCCGGAUCUUCAGCUAAAAGACUGCUGUCUGCUCGAAGAAGGUGCACCGAUACCACCCGAACCGCCAGUUGGUCACUGGCGUCCUGAAGCAUCGCAGUUCUUCCAAGACGGUGCCCGUAUUGAGAGUGCAUUCCGGAAGUACUUUUACCGGGCCGAUGCUACACAGAAAGAAGACUCGUACACGAUAAUCGUGUGUCAUGCAAAUGUGAUACGAUAUUUCGUGUGCCGCGCGUUACAGGUGCCCGCCGAGGCAUGGCUCCGUAUUUCGCUCGGACACGCUUCCAUUUCAUGGGUCUCUAUAUACCCUAACGGUCGCGUGUCGCUCCGUACCCUCGGUGACUGUGGGCAUAUGCCGAAAGAACUGCUCACGCGCUAAGAAGCUGAACUACCUCAAAAAGUGAUUUAAUUAAAUCUCAUAUAGGUUUCACUCGGAACGUGCGGAACUCUUAUGUAUCAGAUGCCACCUAACAGCUGCAUAUGGGAGAUAUGUAUUACUCUUCUUUUGUACUUAUUAACUAAUUAGUUCGGAUGAAAGUUACGAUAAAAUUGUUUGAUGGAACCGUAAGUAACGGUAAACGGAAGUGCGCGUGUUGAAAAUUGCAUCAGUUGAAUCAG